CCAGAGGAACUGGAAUCUAUAGCAGAGAUAUUAUAUCUAGUGCAUCGGCUGUCAUUAUCCAUCGUGCAGCUACAUAUUGCAGCUUUAAGUGCAGUGAAAUAAGUGGAGUGGCUAGCUAAGAGAUUUGACGUAUAAACGAAGAUCGAUUUUAGCAUCUGAUGGAUAACAUAAAUGAAAUUGCGUCGGAGGCCGCUCAGGCUGGUGCCGGCUCCGAGCUCGUCUCCCAUUUCGCCUUCGAGUUGGAUAACAGCAACGAAGGUGUACGUGAGAUACCCCAUGGCCCCAUCUCCGUGAGCGUGGCCACACGCACCUUCACUGACGAGGAGUUCGGCUAUGCCACCUUCCAGAUGCUGUUUGGGGAUACCGAUGAGGAGCUGCUGUCUCCUCAGCCGAAUAUGAUGAUGCACGAUGACGAUGAUCGCUCGGAAUCGCUCAAUACCCCCGAGCCGGCACCAACAGCCCCCAAUACCCCCAUCAAUUUCCCAGAAAUGGAUGUGGACAUGGACCUGCCGGUCAUCCCGGAAGUGGACAUGGAGCAGCAGCCACUUGACCAUGGCCAUGGCGGUGGUGCCAACGAUCCUUUCAUGGGAAUGAAUGACGGGCCCGAUUUUAUUUUCUUUACCAUUGCUCAAAUCUCUCGCUAUAUGUAGUCCUGAUUCGGAGAGUAGAAUUCAGUUGAGUAGCCAAAAUAGUAAUCAAAAUUUUAAACAAAAUUGUUGCCAUAUUAGCAGCCCAGUUUUAGAUACA
Messenger RNA from Drosophila persimilis, 747 nucleotides. RefSeq lists its product as uncharacterized. Lineage: Eukaryota; Metazoa; Arthropoda; Insecta; Diptera; Drosophilidae. The record is from RefSeq and is a predicted model, not a curated record. The transcript has 2 exons. The coding region runs from base 159 to 650 and encodes 163 amino acids.